AUGAUGAUUCGAUCCCUCUCUUGUUUUUUGGCAGGUUUCCUGCUGCUCCCAGGAGUUCUGGCACUCAAGCCCGGUGGAGCCAUUGAUGUCUUUGAUGGAGUGAAUGAGGAAGAAACCUCCAAAACCCGUGGUUUGAGGAACCAACAACGUGUCAAUACAAGACACAGAGGAAACAACAAUGGAGGAAACAGCGGAGGAAACAGAGGAAACAACGGAGGAGGCGGAGGCAACGGCGGCGGAGGAGGACGCAGAGGUGGCGCUGGUAGAAACAGGAUGGGAAUGAACGACGGUGGUAGUAGGAGUGAAGUGGUGCCCCCACCACGCGAGGGAAAGAAAGCAACCAUCAAGAUUACCAAUCUUGCUAAUGGGCAACCUCUCAGCGAGUUCUAUGUCAUGGCUCACAAUGCUGAAGCUGCACCACUUUUUGAACUUGGAAAACGAGCCACAGAAUCUUUGGGUGUCCUUGCAGAAACUGGAGAGGCCGAAGAGCUGGUCAGGCGAUACGUUGAGGUGUGCCCCUAUGGUGUCAAGGAGGACUCUCUUUCCAUUGAAGCCCUUGAUGAACUCCAAGGACUCGGAGAAGUCUUGGAAUUUGAAGUUGAGCUCACUGAGGAAUUUCCCCUCAUUUCGUUCGCUUCCAUGGCUACCAACACCAACGACGCGUUCGUCGGUGUUGCAGGGCUGGAAGCUGGUGAUAUGACCAUCUACGUGUCGGCGUAUGAUGCGGGGACCGAGCUCAACAACGAGUCCUGCGAGUUUAUCCCAGGGCCUGCCUGCAACCCCGAAUCUGGAAAUGAACGAACACCAGAAGACGGCGAAGGAGCUAUCUACAUCCACCCAGGGAUCCAAGGUGUCUACCCAGACAAGGAACGAAACGCAACGGACUUGAACCCUGCUCAAUAUGACUGGAGAAAUCCGUUUAUCAAGGUGGAAGUGACAAUUGAAGAAGCCGAAGAAGAGGAGUACUAA
Molecule: messenger RNA, 969 nt
Organism: Seminavis robusta
Lineage: Eukaryota; Bacillariophyta; Bacillariophyceae; Naviculales; Naviculaceae
Source: the annotation of a GenBank genome assembly